Molecule: messenger RNA, 691 nt
Organism: Vitis vinifera (wine grape)
Lineage: Eukaryota; Viridiplantae; Streptophyta; Magnoliopsida; Vitales; Vitaceae
Exons: 1
Coding region: 196-585 (129 amino acids)
Source: RefSeq, a predicted model, not a curated record
UUUAUCUUUCUAACAGUAACAGUAACAGUAUGAUUCUCCUUUCCCUUUUUCUCUUUUACUCAUCAUCAUCAGGAACUCCUCAAUAAAUACUUCCAGCCUCAUCCACUGCCCCCUCUUCUACGUUCACUAAACACACCCCCCCUUCUUCCAACCCUCUUUCUCCUCAUUGGACCUCUCUUAAAUUGUAAGUCCGCGAUGUCGAAAAGAGCAAGUAAGCGAGUGAGUUUCAGUCCUGAUGUCAACGAUAAGCCAACAAUGCUUCUAAAACACGGUGGUUGUAGCAGAGCUUCCGGGCACAGGAGGAGGGUUGCUGUAAUUUGGAGUUUCAGGCUUCCCAGAAGUUCAAGUUUCUCGCCGGCGAGGUUUCUGAGGCGGCUUGGGGACAGGGUGGUUAGAGCUUUGCGUUUCAUGUCCAUGAGAAGGAGGUCUUCACGUAGAGUUUCUUCGUCGAGUUUGACAAGGUCAAGAUCACUGGUAGAUCCAAUUGACUCUCACCGAGCUGAAGCCAUAGAGGACUGCAUCGAGUUUUUAAAUUCUUCCGCCUGUUUUCAGCGGUCCAAUUCAGUUUCUGGGAGUUCUUGCUAGCAAUUUGGGCCAGUCAUGGAAGAGAUGUAAAUGGGAGCAACAAGGAAUUUAUGAUUCAUUCAUCAUAAGGAGUUUAAUAAUUUCUUAAAGAUCAUUCACAGCGCAA